CUCUUUCUAUCUCUUUCUUUUCUCUUCCUCUUCCUCUCACUUGGAUACUAAUAUACAGAGAGACAAAAAAAAAAAAAAAAUGAAGUGUUGGGCAAAUUGAUGAAAGAGCAAAAAAUGAGACUGAGAUUUGCUGUUCCUUUGAUGUUAUUAUAAUGAGAGGAGGGUUCAUUUUCUUCUUCUUUGAAAGCUAUGGCUCUGCAAGAAGAAGAGACUCAGCAGAUUCAAAGCCCACCAUUGAUUCUUGAUGGGCUGUAUUGUGAAGAAGAGGAUUUAGGAGAGUGUAGUUUUGAAGAGAAUGGAAGUCAAAUUUGUGGUGAAACAGUGAAAAAGGAGGCAUUUUUACCUUUAUUUUUCAUUGAACAUGACUUGUUUUGGGAAGAUGAUGCCUUGCUCUCUUUAAUGUCCAAAGAAAAAGAAACCCAUCUUGGUUACAUUGCUGUUAACUCUGAUGAGUCUUUAGUUUUGGCUCGUAAAGAAGCUUUGGAGUGGAUUUUCAAGGUUAAGGCACUCUAUGCAUUCAAUGCCUUGACCAUAGUUCUUGCUGUGAAUUACUUUGAUAGGUUCAUUUCAAGCCUAAAGUUUCAAAAAGACAAGCCAUGGAUGGGACAAUUAGCUGCUGUGGCUUGUUUGUCUUUGGCUGCUAAGGUUGAGGAAACCCAAGUUCCACUUCUUUUAGACUUCCAAGUGGAGGAAUCAAAGUAUGUGUUUGAUUCAAAGACCAUACAAAGAAUGGAGCUUUUGGUGCUGUCAACUCUUCAAUGGAGGAUGAACCCUGUGACGCCAAUUUCCUUCUUUGAUCACAUUACAAGAAGGCUUGGAUUGAGGACCCAUUUGCAUUGGGAGUUCCUUCGGAGGUGUGAGCGUUUGCUUCUCUUUCUCAUUGCUGAUUCAAGGUUCAUGCUUUAUAUUCCCUCUAUCUUAGCUGCUGCAACAAUGCUGCAUGUUAUUAAAGAGGUUGAACCAUGCCAUUAUCUUGAAUAUCAGAAACAGCUUAUUGGAGUACUCAAGACAUGUGAGGAUAAAGUAAAUGCGUGCUACAAGCUCAUCUUAGGGUUAUUGGAAAGCCAUUGCAAAGGAAACGAAGGCCACAAACGCAAGCAUAGAUCAAUACCAAGCAGCCCUAAUGAUGUCAUUGAUGUAUCUUUUAGCUGUGAUAGCUCAGAUGAUUCGUGGGCUAUGACAUCUUCGGUCUCAUCAUCGCCACAGCCUCUGUUCAAAAGGAGUAGAGCACAGGACCAGCAAAUGCGGCUACCUUCACUAAAUCGUAUGUUUAUGGAUGUGCUUAGUAGCCCUCGUUAAUCUUUCCUUGUCAUAAUAUUAGUACUAUUAAACAUGUUAUUAUACUCUUCCUUUUUUUGCAUAUUAUCUGCAGUAUCUGUUCUUAAUGUGCAAUCUAUUUGUGUUUCAUAACUUAUUGUUGCCUUUAUGGCCAAACUUGCUAACAUGGAUGGUACAUGGAUUAAUAUCUGCCAUGUUCCUCUUUGAUUCGACUUUGGAGGUCAGUUUGGAGUUUGCAAUGAGAAGAGAUGGUCUUUUUCCAGGGGUUGA
This is a messenger RNA of Theobroma cacao (cacao), 1548 nucleotides long. RefSeq names its product CYCLIN D3;2 (gene CYCD3;2). The record is from RefSeq and is a predicted model, not a curated record. Lineage: Eukaryota; Viridiplantae; Streptophyta; Magnoliopsida; Malvales; Malvaceae.